Molecule: messenger RNA, 1173 nt
Organism: Echinostoma caproni
Lineage: Eukaryota; Metazoa; Platyhelminthes; Trematoda; Plagiorchiida; Echinostomatidae
Source: the annotation of a GenBank genome assembly
AUGCCACCAUUCGUCAGGAUAUUGAAUCAGUAUCACGCGGAAGUUGACCAAGAGAAUCUACCGAUUCGCCAAACAAACAAAAUAGUCACGAACGAGUCGAGACGACCAGCACUCACCACACUGUCCAGAAAUGUGAGCGAUCAACCGCGACCCACGUUCAGAGAUGGCACAGCGCGGGGCAAACUCAAACCGCAAUCGGUGGGCACAGUUCGUGUCUCACGCCGAAACGAGCGUGAACGAAAUCGUGUUCGACUGAUCAAUAUGGGAUUUGAACGUUUGCGUGCUGUCGUUCCGUGUCAGUCGGGCGAACAGUUGAGUAAAAUUUCCACUCUACGAAAAGCGAUCUGGUAUAUAGAACAUUUGGAUCGAGUGUUGCACGAGUCCUCGUCGACCAGCGACAAUCGUGACGGGUGGACGGAUUCCUCUGGUUCAGCUACUAUCACCAGUACCGCAGCCACCACUACCAAAACGGAUGAUGAUUGUUCUGUGGAGGAUGUAACAAUUGGGACUACAUCCGCUCGAGUUGGGUCAGUUGUUUCGGGCUCACUGAAGUCGGUUCGACUGUCGGCCUCGAAAGUACAACAUUCUCAACUUGAACACAUCCAAUCACAAACACAGCGAGAACAACAGCGAGAUUUCUCGCUGAAACAGAUACUGGACGAGGAUGGGAGUGGAAGCAGAUCGGGCACGCAUGGAGCAGUUCGGAUGGCCUCCUGGUCAUACCCCUUCAACACACCAACGGGACCUUAUGGGGCUAUAGGUUCUAGGGGUAGAUCAGUUAAUUCCGAGAUGAUGACAUUGAUAUCUCCAAUUUCUGCGGUAUCUGAAGUGCUAUCACCUAUAUUUCCGCCUCAGUGGACACAAAGCGGUGUGGAUUUCACAUCUACUCCGACGGGUUUCAUCAACCAUACUCUUGUGAAUUCUGGUUCAGCAGACAUAAAUAUAUGUGAUUCUGGUUAUUCAAGUAUCACUCUGUCUUCAAGCGAAUUGACUCCACGACAAAUGACUGAGCGUAGGUGGGGACAAAUGAUGAAAUCUUCGUGUGAAGAAGGAUUUUCACCCAGUAUUCAUUGUUCCAGUUCCUGGGACCGGAACCGUCCGCAGCUUUUCCCCCCAUCAACCAUGGUAUCCACAUUCCCAUUUACUUCAUGGCUGGGACGUUUGGACACUUGA